This is a messenger RNA of Colletotrichum higginsianum IMI 349063, 360 nucleotides long. Its product is annotated as Prefoldin subunit. Gene Ontology annotation, molecular function: protein folding chaperone. Bases 1 to 360 code for a protein of 119 amino acids. Gene Ontology annotation, cellular component: cytoplasm; prefoldin complex. The record is from RefSeq and is a predicted model, not a curated record. Gene Ontology annotation, biological process: protein folding. The transcript has 3 exons. NCBI's taxonomy places the organism in Eukaryota, Fungi, Ascomycota, Sordariomycetes, Glomerellales, Glomerellaceae.
AUGUCUAUCCCAAACCAAGCGCUCGAAAAGUUGAUCCGUGAGAUCGAGAGCCAGGCCAUCGUAGCCCAGCAGCAGAUUGGCCAGGCUCGCACUCAGAUGACGGCAAAGCAACGAGAAAUGCGCAUGGUGCACCUAACCUUGGAUGAGGUGUCGACCGUGUCCCCGAACUCGGGUGUUUAUGAGGGUGUUGGCAAAAUGUUCGUUUCGAUACCCACCCCGCAGUUGAAAGAAAAGUUGGAGGGCCAGAUCAAGGAGAGGGAGGGCGAGGUUGAGAAGCUGAGCCAGAAGUUGCAUUACCUGGAGACGACGUACAAGAACAGCCGGCAACACAUUGACCAGAUGCUCAAGGCACAGUCAUGA